AUGCUGACACCCACGAGCACCUUCGCCCUCCGCCUCGCCGGCCAGGGCGCCGCCCGCGCAUCGAUUGCCUCCUCCAUCGCCCGCACCACCGCAUGCCCUUACUCGACCGUCUCGAUGAAGAAGCAGCAGCCCUCCGCCCGACCGAUCGGCCUCGUCGCGAUGGGACCCAUUGCCCGCACUAGCGCCGCCUUCGCCGCUGCCUCCUCGUCUUCUUCGAUCGUCGCCCGUGUCGUCCGCCAGCCCUGCUCUCAACGCUGCAACGCGACGGCUGCUGCCGCGGCGGCGCAACCAAAGGCCGCCGCCGUGCCCGGGGACAAGCUUGACUGGGAGACCUUCUUCCAGCUGCGCAAGUCUCGCAGGAGGUGGCAGCUCGGCUUCAGCAUCAUCUCUGGCCUGGGCUCCUUUGUCGGCGGUGCCGGUAUCCUGGCUACUGGUGUUGCGGAUCCGUUGGUCACGCAGGUUCCCCUGGACCCUUUCAUUACGAUGGGCAUGAUGACCAUGGCCUUCGGCGCGCUGGGAUGGUUGGUCGGGCCCAGUGUUGGGUCCCUAGUCUUCUACACGCUGAACAAGAGGUGGAAGAACCAGAUGACAAUCAAAGAGAAGGAGUUCUUUGCCCGCAUCAAGAAGAACCGUGUUGACCCUUCGGUGUCGUCCGUCGGCAACCCCGUCCCCGACUUCUACGGAGAGAAGAUCUCGAGCGUUAAGGGCUACCGCCAGUGGCUGAAGGACCAGCGUGCCUUCAACAAGAAGCGUAUCAGCUUCGUGUAG
Molecule: messenger RNA, 768 nt
Organism: Colletotrichum higginsianum IMI 349063
Lineage: Eukaryota; Fungi; Ascomycota; Sordariomycetes; Glomerellales; Glomerellaceae
Product: Presequence translocase-associated motor subunit
Exons: 3
Coding region: 1-768 (255 amino acids)
Biological process (GO): protein import into mitochondrial matrix
Cellular component (GO): PAM complex, Tim23 associated import motor
Source: RefSeq, a predicted model, not a curated record